Messenger RNA from Mycetomoellerius zeteki, 2400 nucleotides. Its product is annotated as CCR4-NOT transcription complex subunit regena. The record is from RefSeq and is a predicted model, not a curated record. Lineage: Eukaryota; Metazoa; Arthropoda; Insecta; Hymenoptera; Formicidae. The coding region runs from base 770 to 2149 and encodes 459 amino acids. The transcript has 9 exons. Gene Ontology annotation, cellular component: CCR4-NOT core complex. Gene Ontology annotation, biological process: regulation of DNA-templated transcription.
GCGCGCAUCUUUGGCUCGUUGACAUCGCUGGUCGCUCGCUUGAGCACGGUCGUACCAAUUAUUAAUAUGGCAGAUGUUCGGGUCUCUAGUGUUGUUUAAGUUCGUGAAACUGUACAGUAAACUGCGAGUGACAAAACAGUGGGUCCUCUUACCGAAGGGCACUGUCAUGUAUAUGAGAUUUUGAUCGGCGCACGUUCCAACGUCCACGUGCGAAUCUGUGAUUUAACGCGCGCACGAAAGAGGGAAAGUGCGAGGGAGAUUAUAUUGUACGACUGACUCGAACGUACAGAAUCGCGCGGAUCUCCCUCGUCGCCGUGAGUCUACCAACAUCGCCAACCAACCUCAACGACGAGAAGCACAUCGACGACGUCUCCGUGUGUGCGCGCGCGCGCGCGCGCGAAAGAGAAAGAGAACGAGCGUUUUUCGUUUUUUUUUUUUUUUUAAACAUUCGUCCACUUUGUUUAUCAUCAGGAACACUAUGGAAUUCGUCGCGUUGUGAUACGCAGCCGGUGGCGCUUGUCCCAGGUGUGUCAUCGUCUCUAUACUGCAUUUUAAUGUAACUAUUACGGAAACGCUGUGCGAAGGAGGAGGUUACAAGUGAUUACGGGUCUUUGUCAUGGAUCAAUGGCGAUCUCAUGAAAUUAUUAAGUUUUCAAGUGUUGUGCUAGAGAAAGAAAAGUGGAUGUGUUAAUCAAAUCUGCAAGGUACAAGUGCUUGGUGUGCCUGCUUGCGGGCAAAAACAUUUUUUUUUAAGUAGUGCCACCAGGCUAUGGCCAACUUGAACUUUGAACAACCGCCACGCAGUAUUGCGAACGCAAGUCUUACUUCACGUGCUGCCACUGCUGGGGGAGGUUUGAAUACCGUGGCCCUCGCGGGUCAUGUCACGCCUACCUCGGGCAUGUUCUCAGGCUCGUCCGCAAGUACUUCGAGUACAGUCAAUUCAGCGAUAGUCGCCGCUAACGUUUAUCCUGGAGCAUCUGGCGGUGGACAGAAUAAUCAUCAGCAACAGCAGCAACUCUCUCCUAUGGGCAGUAGAGGACUGUUUGGACAGAGAGCUUUUACUGAUAGACGUACGAUGCCUGCUCUUGGAGCUUCAAAUCCAAUGGGUAGUAUGGGCAGUUUCGGAAUACCUCCAAGUCGCAAUUACGGAUCUCAAGGUGCGGUUAACAAUUUCCACUCUGUUUUUGGGAGUGGAGGUGGUGGAGAUACGAGUACUCCACCUCUGUUAGAUCUCUCGGAGUUUCCCUCCCUAACGAAUAGAGGUCAAGGUGAUUCUAUGCCGCAACCUAGUCCCAUGCCAGGGAAACAGCCUUAUGUUGGAAUGGUAAAGCAACCAACAUCCGAAUCGAGCGAAUUUACGAUGAGCUCAGAGGAUUUUCCUGCAUUACCAGGAACGCAGAAUCGAGAAGGUCCGUCACCUGGUGGCAGUAUGUCUGGUGAUAAAAAUAUUCCUGUAGGACUUGGUCCAGAAAUCGGACAAGAUGUGCUACAGGCCAACAGAGCACCUGGAUCUGAGAAAUCUCAGUCUUCUAAAAGAGGCAUCCAAACAUCGCCCGAUGGCAAGGUGACGAAUAUACCUGCAAGCAUGGUGAAGGAUCAAUUCGGCAUGGUUGGGCUUUUGACGUUUAUCAGAGCGGCGGAGACAGAUCCGAACUUGGUGUCGCUAGCGUUAGGUCAAGAUCUUACUGCAUUAGGACUGAAUUUGAAUUCACCAGAAAAUCUCUACCAGAAUUUUGGUGGCCCCUGGGCGGAAACUCCGUGUCGACCGCAGGAUAUAGAUUUUCACGUACCACCGGAAUAUCUUAUAAAUGCCGCAAUCAGGGAUAAACUAGCGCCAGUUAAACUAAAUCGAUAUAAAGAUGAUCUACUGUUUUAUAUGUUUUAUACAAAUGUUGGGGAUGUAUUGCAAUUAGCUGCUGCGGCGGAACUAUACAGCAGAGAGUGGCGAUAUCAUAUGGAGGAAAAAGUUUGGAUAACGCAGGCACCAGGUUUGGGAAUUGUAGAAAAGACGUCGACAUAUGAACGUGGUACUUAUUACUAUUUUGAUGCGCAAAAUUGGAGAAAGGUAGCUAAGGAAUUCCAUUUGGAUUAUGCAAAACUAGAAAGUAGACCUCAUCUUCCUUCGAACUUUCACCAAACUCAGCCUUGACUACAGACUUGUCUGCAGACCAUUGUGCUGUCUUUAAGCUGGAAACGAAUCAGCUAUUGUAUAAAUGAACAAAUUUAAUAAUCUUUAAUAAAAACAUAAAAUUUGAAGAGUAAUAAAAGGAACUUUUUUAAUCACUAACUUAGAUACCUCUUCGCCUCGCUAUCGGUCAUAGUUCAUUAUCGAUUGUCAUUAUCUUACCAUAAUAAUUCUUCCUCGUAAUUACGAUAUUUAUUAUAUUCUCAUACCUUCAU